Lachancea meyersii CBS 8951 is the source of this 1665-nucleotide messenger RNA. The record is from the annotation of a GenBank genome assembly. NCBI's taxonomy places the organism in Eukaryota, Fungi, Ascomycota, Saccharomycetes, Saccharomycetales, Saccharomycetaceae.
AUGGCUGGAAUUACAAAUGAGGUGUCUCGCCCGGAUCGCUUUAGAGGUAGUAGCGGGAAGUACGACCGUACCUCUUUAAAACCAAAGAAACAAAAUGGAUAUAACAGUAAGACCAAGGACAAAAAACUGAAGGCAGGUCUGAAAAGAAUCGACCAGCAAUACAAGGAUGCUGUGUCCGAGGCAGCGGCAACUGAGUACCUGUUGCCGGAAACAAGCGGUUUUCUAGAGGCAGAGGACGAAAUGGAGAAAACUUUCAGAGUUAAGCAGGACGAAAUUCGCAGUGCUGUGGACUCCAGCACAGCUAAUAAGGCUCUAGAUUUGAAACUUAAAGAAUUCGGACCUUACUCCGUCAAUUACUCCCGCAACGGAACACAUCUCCUGAUCUGUGGACGCAAGGGCCAUGUGGCCUCCAUGGACUGGCGUAAGGGCGAGCUGCGGGCAGAGUUGAAUCUCAACGAGACUUGUCAGGCAGCCACCUAUCUGCAAAACGAACAGUAUUUUGCGGUGGCUCAGAAAAAAUACACUUUUAUCUACGAUCACGAAGGUAUCGAACUGCAUAGGCUUAAACAGCACAUCGAGGUCAAACACAUGGAAUUUUUACCGUAUCACUACCUGUUGGCCACAGCGGGCCAGACAGGAUGGCUCAAAUACCAGGACGUCAGUACGGGCCAGAUACAGGCCGAGAUCAAGACCAAACUAGGCCCCACGUCUGCUAUGGCUCAGAACCCUUGGAACGCAGUAAUUAAUUUGGGUCACAGCAACGGUACCACAACGCUUUGGGCUCCCAACAUGCCAACUCCCUUGGCAAGACUUUUAUGCGCACGCGGGCCCGUUACUGGUAUUUCCGUUGAUCGCCAAGGUCAUUAUAUGGCAACAACAGGGGCCGACAAAUCCAUGAAGAUCUGGGAUAUCAGAACCUUCCGUGAAUUGCAUACCAUAGAAAACUUACCUACACCGGGCUCCAAUGUCGCUAUUUCUGAUACGGGCCUAUUGGCGCUCUCCAGAGGUCCUCACGUCACACUCUGGAAGGAUGCAUUCAAGUCCAGCAAAUCUGCAAGACCAUAUUUCGGCUCUAGCGGCUUAGCAGAUCGCAACACUCCAUACAUGACUAGCAUUUUCCCUGGAAACAGAGUCACCAAUAUGCAGUUUGUGCCGUUUGAAGAUCUUCUCGGAGUUGGACAUCAAAACGGUGUGCGCAAUCUCAUAAUACCAGGCGCUGGUGAAGCCAACUACGAUGCCCUGGAGAUAAAUCCAUUCGAGACUGCCAAACAGAGACAAGAACAAGAAGUGAGGUCCUUGCUGAAUAAGCUGCCUGCGGACUCAAUCGCUUUGAACCCAGACAUUAUUGGUACCGUUGACAAACGGGCUUCCGCUACGAGACUCAACGCAAAAGAGUUGGCUGAGAUAACCAAUGAAAAGGCGAACGAAGCGAAAAACAAUCAAGAUAUUCCCCAAGCUAUGCCAGGUGUCAAGGGUAAAAACUCGGGACUGCGAUCAUUCUUGCGCAAAAAGACUCAAAAUGUCAUCGAUGAGAGGAAAUUGAGAGUUAACGCCCUCUUGAAUAAAGAAAAAGAGGGCCGUCAACGUAAUGAAAAGAUCAGAAAAGGCGAAAUCGACGAGGGGCACACGGAUAUGGUCAGUGAAGCGUUGAGUAGAUUCGGGUAG